Linnemannia hyalina is the source of this 7512-nucleotide messenger RNA. Lineage: Eukaryota; Fungi; Mortierellomycota; Mortierellomycetes; Mortierellales; Mortierellaceae. The record is from the annotation of a GenBank genome assembly.
AUGGACUCCAGUCUCGAGUUCCUCGGUUCCUUUGACGUUUCUGACUCUCAAGGCACCGUAGUAGCAUCUGCGGAGGAGGUUGACGAGGCACAGGAGGAGGAGGAGUUGUUGUUUUCGGUCCGUUGUCGUACUCGACCAACGCCUGGUACAGAUAGCUCUGGGGACGAGGAGGAGGAGAAGGCAGGAGAUGAAGGGGUGAUAGAUGCUUCAGCUCCACCGACAAAGAAAAUCUUCUCCGACCCAGUAUUGACGGAUUUGGCAGACAACACUAACGCAUAUGCAGCAUCAAAAGGAGCCGGCACAGGAGAGGGAUCGCGCCAAUGGGUAAAGACCACACCUGACGAACUGCGCACAUUCCUCGGCAUCAUUGUCUACAUGGGCGUGUUCAGGCAGAACUCUGUCUCUGAGUAUUGGUCAACCUUCCCUGAAUGUCCUCAACACAACAUCACUACCUUCAUGUCCCUCGUCCGCUUCGAACAACUGAAGCGUUUUUUUCAUGUCUCCAACCCCAACGAGCCUGAGCAACAUUGGUUCUCAAAAGUAGAGCCUCAGGCUUCAUCCGGCCCAGAGCGAGCAGCCGACGUCGAUGGCGCGGGCAUGUCUACUCACACAACAACAUCUACACGGCAGGCUUCAUCCAGCCCAAAACGAGCAGCCGACGUCGACGAUGCGGACACCGCCGACACUGCUUCCUCUAACAAACGCCUCCGACCCCUCCAAAUCAGCUCCGGGUCGUCGACUCUCGUUGAAGACAUGCAGCGAUUGCUGGCAACACAGUCAUCCCAGAUUCGGUUCGACGAGAGCGGCGCUCUGACCACAAUCUGCGCCCAGGAAAAGGUCAUUGAUUUUCGAUCUGUCGGAGCCGCAAUUGAGAAGAUUCUCUCCUCACGAUUGUCUAAGGACAUCACAAUGCUCCAUAUGGAUGGUCUACGAUCAAUGGAGAAGGAAUGGGCGCACGGCAAACGAGAUCAGGCGCUGUCCAAGCAGUUGGAAACACUUGAACGAGAUUACACGGAGGGCAAGCUGCACAACAAAAGACAGCUAUACAAACGCCUGAAGGCGUCGUACCGAGCACCACCGGAGGCAUUGCGCGCCGUUUCGGAAGUACUGCGUCAGAGUGGAUGGACGAUUUGCCAAUGUCUCAACCAAAGCGACACGUGCAUUGCGCGGACAGUCAACAACGCUGCCGUACCCGGAGAUAUCCGAGUUAUCACCAAGGACUCCGAUCUCAUGGCAUUCGAGUCAAUCAUGUCCGUCACCAUGCCAGUCAAGAACACUUGGACUACUUUCCACAAAGAUGAGCUUCUGAACGAGCAUGGCCUUCCGACCCCUGUACAUCUAACGCUUGCCGCUCUGGUAUCGAACAACGACUACACCAACGGAGUUUUUUCCUAUGGCUUGACAUCCAAUGUCGAUACGGUCCGUCAGUUCAAGAUGACAGGUCUUGAUGGAACGGUUGGCCAAGAUCGAGUGGAGGUGGUUCGGAUCUAUGUUAGGCGCUACCUUGACAUAAUACACCAAAAGGCCCGUACAAUCAAGGACUCAGCCACCCAAAGCGCACGUCGUCGACUGCGAUGCAAUCCUAACCCAACGGUGAAGGCACACGACAAGGAUCUGAGGAGGAUCGAAACGGCCGAUCGACAGCUGCGUGUAGAUGUGACAGAAUUCGGCCAUGCUCUCAAGACAUUCGGGGCGGCGACAGACGCAGAGGCAACGCCACCACCACUCCCAACGGCACCCAAGGCAGGAUCAGCACCAUAUCCGCAAGCUACAUCAGCGGGAUCACCUUCCAUCAGGCAGACGCAUGGCCCAGCCGAACAUCCACCAUCGCACAAGCAAAAGAUUAAAAAACAACGCCGACAUGGUUCACGUGCCCUCCAGCGGCGACGACAGAAGUGGCGUCGUUCCAGAUUCCGCUCGCGCACAGACGUGCAAGAUCGCUAUGUGCCGGACACUGUUUUCCUAGAAAAGGCCAGCCCUGUUGAUGUCGUGGAACUUUCAGGAUUGAAGCCGUCGACCCCCCGUCCUUCAAAGCCCAAGGAGCAAUCCCCCCGUAUCGACCAAGUGCCUGCCCCCGCUGCCAAGAAGAAAAAGAAAAAACUCCUUGGCGAACCUAAAGGAAUAGCCGGACCCAAGGCCUUGAAGAGAGCGUUCCAGUCUGUUUUCGCAACGGUCACGCUCACGACUGGAUCCCUGCAAGGCUGCCUAGGAAGAUCAACCAAUCUGUCGAAAGCAGAGGUUGCGCAGCUAACCCAACACGUGAGUUCGGCAGUCUCUACCGUCAAUAGCGCCAAACACAUUGUGUACAAGCUUAUCGAGAUGCGCAUUCUACAGCCGCUGAUCGAGACUGGACUGAACCAGGCAGAGGAUGGACCGGACGAGAGCUUCCUAGAGAAGAUCCUGGAUUCCGAUUGGGCGGAAAGGUUUGUCCAAAACCUACUGUCCUUCGUCUUGAGGAAUUCCAUUGUCCCCCAAGGACGUCCACCCGCGUCGGACAAGAGCAAGGAUGCUGUCGCUGAAGCAAUCUCGACGUUUAACGAGUUCAAGAAGACGCUGUGCCCAGGGUUCAAAGCCCUCAACUCAACGGAUCUGGCUUUGAGUAAUAUCAUCGCGGAACUUGCACCCAAGAUCUGCCUAGAUCAGAAACUGCAUUACAGGAGAAUACCGGAGACUCUUAGAACAAAGCUCUCCAAGCUGUCCAUUGAUUGCGAUGGUCUUCCUGAAAUAGAUCAAGAUGGCACCGACGCUGGUGGUGAUGCCGGGGCUGCUGACGUUAACGAGGGUGUGGACGACGACGACGCCCUCAAGCGAUCCAAGAAGAUCAUUUUCAAGCCGGGUCAUAUUCAACUCUGCUGGCGAUAUUUCCUCCUCUUACCAUCAUCCAAGCGGCCCCGGUUCUGCACCCAGGCCAAAAUGAGCGAUUCCUUCAUCGACAUCAACGAGGAAGCGUUGGUUGCGCUUCUCUGGGGAGAGAAGGCAGUUCAGUUGGACAACGUAUGGGAGGACACCCGCUACACUCACAACUGGGCAGCGGCAAAACAGCGUUCUUCGUACGGAGAGGUGAUCAAAGAACUAUUCAUCGGUGACCGAGAUGUCAUCAAGGAAGCCAGGAAUAAGCAGCAGACGACAUACGGGAAGAGGACAACAACCAUGGCUGAGCGUGAGGAGGCCCAUCCACACAUCUACGGACAGUUAGAGCUCGCACGGUAUUUGACGAAUAAGGUCAAUUUUUUCCGAGAACGGCACAACGCCUCCCUCACGGCCCCGACACCACCGUUGCCAUCAUCAACGCCAUCGUCAUCGACGACCUCCACCCCACCGCCUCUUCCCACCCCACGUCAGCAGCCGCGUUCUUACCGCUACGCCCUCAACAACUAUAUCAGGACGGAUGGCCACCAGCUGCAGAUUCUCGCGUAUGACCUUACAAAACCCCGCCAAUCCCCAAAUUACAGUGAGUUUCUUUCUAGGAUCGAGAAGCUUUAUCCAACGCGGCAGCAUCUUAUCGACGCGUUUGGCGACGACCUGGAUUCAGUCAUUGUCGUCGGUAUUGAUCCCGGAGAGGUAGUGAGUGGUGCAUUUUGUUUGACACUUCCCGGUGGAAAAGUCAUCAAUCUGCUGAUCAAGAGGGCCUCCCUAUACCAGCCUACUCUGGCCUUCCGAGAUUGGGAACAGCAUUGGAAAAGGCGACACCCAACAGCUGGUCCAGGCGAUGUUGUCGACUCAUCCCUUUGGACACGGAUUACCGACCUGGACAAGCUCACCACUCUCCCGUCUGUCCACGACCUAGAGAAUUCUCUCCCCUCAACGAACUACGACACCUCGUUGGAUGCUUUGACGGCAGCUCACAAGAAGUACUACGAGCAGGAACCGCUGAUCCACGGGAUUUACGCGUCAAGAGAAUGGAAGGUAGCGGUUCACGAGCACAGAAUGGCGAAAAUGUCGGAGUUGGAUCUGGCCGUCGCUGGCGUUUUGCGGAUGGUGGAUGAGGCAUGUGAGGGCGUACCCAGUGCUGCGCUCGGAUACAAGGCUGCCCUGGUCGACGAGUAUCUUACUUCCACCAUGUGUCCAACAUGUGUGGUUGAGAACCGAGCCACCCGCCUCGCCAAGCCGUCGAUGAGGACAUGCGCCUGUUAUAUCGAGGAGAAGGUUGCUGAGAAGCUUCACAAGAAAGUGGAAUUGAGUAAGAAGCGAAAGGCAGCGAGUCUCGAUGAAUGUAUGUCGGACAAAGUCAAGGUGCAGAUUCUAGGCGAUAUCACCGCAAACGCGCGAGCACCUCUUGGACUGUGUGAUCGGGGAUAUGCGCGAGCCAUUGCCCGUCCAGGACUGAGUCACCUCACUAAACAGGAUGUCCGGCAUCGGCAGGGGACAGGAUUCUGCAAGCUGGAGUACAAUUCAACACUCGGAAGCGUAUACGAAACGUCCUGGAUGAGGGCAGUCUCGUUAUGUCGUGAUAAAUACGGGGCGCCGGUAUCCAGAGCGGGAGAGCAGUCUGAUGGCGGCGAAGGCUCGUCGUCAGCUCCGAUGGAUAUGGAGCAAACAAAGGUCCUCGGUCUUGUUCAGGACGAGGACGGUGAUGCAGCUUCUCUGACCCCCGAGGAGGAAUCUGCAGUUCAGCAAGAGGCAAAGGAUCGCGAAAAACGCCGAUGUUACACAUUCCCGGUAUCGCUCAACAACCUCCUGUCACUGUCACUGACUGAGCACGCCGACAUUGUCGCAGACUUGUUCGAGUCGAAUCAAGUGGCCCUCACGGACAUGGCCGAUGAACUCUAUGCCCUGGCUAUGAAGACGACUUUGUUGGUGGCCCAACAGCACACGGUUCAACCAUCUUCGUCUUCUACGAUAACCCCAUCCAGUCCGACAUUUGACGUCAUGCACCUUCUGCCAAUAAGUUUCGAACCCCGGAGUCCUGUUUCACCUACACUUUUGGUGUCACCUCUACCCGCUGGAUUACAGGAGAGGCUGGUAUCUCAGCCUAACGAGACUAAAAACCUAUGGGUGGACGACCUCCAGAGCUUGUUGAACUACGAGCACUUAGGAUACCUGUAUGCACGAUUUCUGGGGCCUGACGGUCCACCGGCAAGUUCACGGGAACAGCACCCUUUGUGGACUCAUUUGGCAGAUGUUAUGGUGGAACAGGAUGGGGUCACUCGUAUAUACCCUCAAGGACGAACAACGGCGGCCGGUGACCAUCCUUUACUCGGCCUUUCGAACUUGGUUUGUGACAUCCGGCAUCAAAUGGCUACCGCGAUUGAGAAUCUUUGGACGGGCUCAUUGAUCAGUACGGCGAUGGACUAUCUCCUUCGCUUCUCGCUCAGAUUUCGCUUGGCACCAUUGCGCGAGGACAAGUACUUCACAUCAACCCAUGCCGCUGGUGAAAAGAACUCGGAGAAGUUGAACCAACCCACCACUCGGUAUUCUCGCAAGGCGUGGAAGGAUGAUGUGGAGCGCUCUCAGAACAUUCUUGGCAGGGAGCUCCAACAGGCACAAUCUGGAUACAUGGAUCUGAAUCGUUUCCAACACCUACUGUCGCUUCAACGCCGCCAUGCCAAGUCGGAACCAGAACGGGUCAACGGCAACCUAUCAUUCCAGGGCCGCUUAACUAGACAGCAGUGUUCACGUGAUACGACCACCCCAGCACCCCAUGAAGAUCUUGAUGAGGCAAGUGACCAGGCAGAGCAGGAGCAAGAGGAGCAACAAUCUAGUUCUGACCCUACUGUUCAUGUGAAGGAACCCUCGCGAGCUCACCUGAAGGCCAUACAAGCCGUAACAAAGAUGUUAUUGGAGUCCCCAUCGAUUCAGGGUGCACUGACAGUUGAGCGAGUCAGGGAUUGUUUCCAUCGACCUGAUGCAGUGACGGACACAGAGUGUGAGGCGGUUAUUGACACCGUCGAAGUACUGCGUGAUUAUGUCCCGACAAGACGAUCCAAGACGACGGGCGGAACGACGUCGCCUACGCCCCAUAUCGCCACCGGAAUCGGUAUUGUCUUGAUUGCAAACCAGCUGCUACGUAUCGGGGGAUAUCCGGCCUUCACCCGAAAGAUCUCCCCAAGAGCCCUAGUCUUUGCCGAAAGCUUCACAUACGUCGACAGACACACGAUCCAUGUCCUUGGCGACGUCGUACCGGCGGGUCAAGAACGGGGAUCCGGCGCGCCUGUGCGCAGCGAGCUGGUGGAAGAGCGGAAGAAGAAAGGCUCGAAACGGACACGCGGAGGCACUGAUUGGCCUAGGGAGGGCGAGCGCAUUGGAGUAACCCGGGAAAUUGCCAAGGAAAAGGCCAAGCAGGCUCAGGAACGUCUUUCCACUUUGGAGGCAGAUCAAAAGAACCGUUCGAAGACAUAUCUCCAAGCGGAGAACGAGAGACUGGAUGCCUCCAGGAUUGUCAAGGCAUUGUCAGAGGGAGUAGAUGAUUCAGUGGACCCGGCUCAACAAGACCAAGCCCGGCAUGAGGCAUACGAAAAGCUGUACAAGAACCGCCGCGUUGCAAGCAAAGCCUGGAACGAUUGGGCUCAGCACCAGUUCGAGUUGAAGUCUACACGCUCUGAGGUGUACGCCUUUAACAAAGUGAGCACAACUAAACCUAGCAUCGAACCAGCAGCACCUCCACGCAGGACCAUCAUUACUUGGGAGCAGCCCGCUUUGGAGGAUCGGACGGAAUCACUUCAUCUGAACAGCAUUUUCGAAUCGGCUGGAGCAGACUCUAACAAGGUGUUCGGAUUCAGCUCAGACGACCCUGGACUGUCAGUUAUGCAGGUCUCGGCGACACUCACGCAUGGGCAAGUGUCACAGUACAUUCGUCAGUACUUUGAAACUCUUAAUCCAUUUGGUGCGCUCGCAGACUACGACAUGCUGAAGACAGAGGAUGAAUCAGAGUCACUGGCGGAGGCAGUUGUGGAUCUACCACCGGUCAGCAGGAUAAUGGCGCCUUUGUUGGACGACCUUUCUUUUAGUCGGAAGCAUGCAAGGAGCCGUGAGCGGGAUUUGGCGGCAGAUUGUGAUGUCUCCAAAGCGGCUCGGGCCGCUGUUCAGCGUCUUUCCGACACUCCUAUCUCGACCGCAACCACACUUGACGAGAUUAAUACUGCCCAAGAGGUCCGAAGACAAGCCAGGCGGGAUUCACGCACGUUUUUCUCAUCAAACAAGAGACGACGCCAGGCAAAACCCCAGCGCUUGAGGACAAGGCGAACAUACGCCACUCUGGCUGCAGUGCAAAGGCGGGGUAUCAAGACGGAAGUUCACAAGGAGAUCCGGCGGAUGCUCAAGGCCAAGACCAUCGAGACAGACGAGGGGUUGAGCGAAAUGGAGGAGGAGGCGACAACAACUGAUGACAAGAAGGAUACUGACCCUGAGAAAGUCCAGAUCCUUCCCAUUAUCUUACAUGGGACGGGUGGAUCAUGCGUUGGCUCACGUCUGAAGGGUCAUUCCAAACGCGGUGGCGGAAAGUUAUGUCAUCAGCACCGCCAAUAUGGUGUGGUCGCCCACACGAACGAGCACAGGACCAGCCAGUGGGUCUAG